UUCAAUCAACAUCUUAAUUACUUGUAGAUGUUAAUGUACCUUAUGAGGAGAUAGAUGAUGGAGAAAUAUCCAGCAGUGAGGAGCUUAUUGAACAUACAGAGUCUAGUGAGGAGGAUCUCCAAAAUGUUAAUGAUUAAAAUUGUUAUAUAUCCAGAUUAAGCAUUGUUCAGUUAAAUUUUAGAUCUAAAUAUUCAUAGUUAUAUCACUUGUCUUACUCUAUUAGUCAUUAUUAUUUGUUUGAUUAAACCUAGUGUGCAUGCGUAUGUGUUAUAAUGUAAUUCUGCAGAUAUAGACAUGUCUGAUGCUGGUGGCCAGAUUGUUCUACGGAUUAUCGGGGGUUGUUUUACCCCAGAUGGUCAUAGAGUAGCUGCAUACAUCACCUCGAAAUUUAAAGAGCGAUUUAGUCCCGCUGGUACUACAUGGAAGCGGGUAGACCCAGAUAUGAAGCAAUUUUAUUACGAUGAGUUUUUGAAAAGAUAUACUUGGGAGACAGAGCACGAGGCAGAAUUUUAUGCUACCUGGAACGCAGCUUGUGCCAAACUAUACAAAGACAUGCUAUAUAAAGCAAGACAAAAGGGAAUAAAACCAUCCUAUGCACCUGAGAACAUUUGGGAUGCAUGGCGAGCCAUUUGGGCUGCAGACAAAUGGAACGUUGAUGUCUAUACAACACCAUCAUCAUAUAACCAAACUAGCUUUCAGGAUUGA
Molecule: messenger RNA, 705 nt
Organism: Zingiber officinale
Lineage: Eukaryota; Viridiplantae; Streptophyta; Magnoliopsida; Zingiberales; Zingiberaceae
Exons: 5
Coding region: 295-705 (136 amino acids)
Source: RefSeq, a predicted model, not a curated record